AUGGUUGCUUCAGCCGGGAAUGGACCUACCCACAACGAAGGGACAAACGGUAGCCAUGAAGUGCAUCGUGUUUUGUCCACUCCGCCGCCACCUGGACAUGACCCUUUCCAGCCUUACAAGGUAGAAAAGUUCGAUGACGGAUUGCGAUACGAUACCCUCCAGGUUCAUGGCGGUCAUAGACCAGACAAGGAAACUCAUGCAAGAGCAGUUCCAAUUUACAACAGUGUGUCAUUCAUCUUCACCGAUAGUGGCCACGCCAAAAGAAUAUGCGCCACCGAGGAGGCCGGCUAUUUCUACAGCAGAAUCUCCAACCCUACUGUUGCUGCUUUCGAGAAGCGUUCGGCUGUCCUGGAAGGAGGCACCGCGGCUGUCGGGACUGCCUCAGGACAGGCAGCGAUUUUCAACACAAUUAUUUGUCUCGCCGGAGCUGGCGAUAACAUUGUGGCUUCGAUCAACUUGUACGGGGGCACCUACAGCCUGUUCAAGACCCUACUUCCCCGUCUUGGCAUCAACGUGAAGUGGGCGAAGCAGGAGACUCGUGAAGAAUUCGCCAAGUACAUUGAUGACAAGACAAAGUUCUUGUAUGUCGAAAGCAUUGGCAACCCACGCUGCAGCAUUCCCGAUCUUCAGGACUUGGCAGAUCUGGCCCACGAGAAUCUAAUGCCAUUUGUUGUUGACAACACCUUUGGUGCUUGUGGGACAUGGUGCAGGCCCAUUGACUUUGGUGCCGAUAUCGUCUUGCACUCAGCCACGAAGUGGAUGGGCGGACAUGGCACCGUUGUUGGGGGAGUCAUUGUCGACUGCGGCACCUUCGACUGGGGUAAGGCUGGCGAACGCUUCCCACGGCUCAUGAAAAAAGACGGCCCGAUGAACUUCUCCUACUGGAAGGCAUUCGGAAACAUCGCCUUUGCUAUGGCUCUCAGACUGGACAUUUUGAUGGAAGUGGGGUCCAUUCUGGCCCCGGCAUCAGCACAGCAACUGCUCAUAGGCAUGGAGACGCUUAGUUUGCGCUGCGAGCGACACGCGACGAACACUCUGGAAGUGGCCCGAUUCUUGCAAGCACACCCACGGAUUGCUUGGGUCAAUUAUCCCGGUCUUGAGACAAACCAGUAUCACGAAAAUGCCAAGAAAUACCUUAGGCAAGGAUAUGGCUCUGUGCUUGCUUUCGGGCCCAAAGGUGGCGAUAAGGCAAGUAAGAUGCUCUUGGACUUUGUCCGAGUCGUCUCCCAUCAGACAAAUGUAGGAGACUGUAAGACAUUAGCUACGCAUCCAUGGAACUCGACACAUGUUAUCAUGUCCGAGAAGGACCGCCGAGAGGCUGGUAUUACUCCGGCGUUUAUUCGAUGUUCCGUGGGCAUUGAAGAUGUACGAGAUAUUAUCGAGGACUUUGAUCAGGCAUUGGCCAAGCUUCCACAGGAGCUCAUUGAUGCUCAUGAUGAGAAGCUAGAGUCUAAAAUCGCUGCUGGAGUCAAUGGCAUCCAAGAAGAUGUUGUGCCCGACGCGAAUGGCAAGGUUGACUACACCAUCGCAGACGUGUCCUUGUCUCGUACUAACCACCCGGCCGGCAGGCAAGGUACAGCUUUGAAUUGGUAA
Molecule: messenger RNA, 1593 nt
Organism: Neoarthrinium moseri
Lineage: Eukaryota; Fungi; Ascomycota; Sordariomycetes; Amphisphaeriales; Apiosporaceae
Exons: 7
Coding region: 1-1593 (530 amino acids)
Biological process (GO): transsulfuration
Molecular function (GO): transferase activity, transferring alkyl or aryl (other than methyl) groups; pyridoxal phosphate binding
Source: RefSeq, a predicted model, not a curated record